AUGACCUCAAAGAAUACUAAAUCUGGGAAAAAAGACGAUUCGGCUGCAGGCUUGACAGUAGAGGCCGUCUCCACGCUACUAGACCAACACCGUGAGGCAUUAGUGGUCGAAUUUAAAUCUUCUUUCAGCCUGCUGGAAACGAAACUGAACCAAAUCCAAUGCAAAGUGGAGGACCACAGCCAACGCCUACCCUCUCUCGAGCUCACUAUGGACAACCUGAGCCAGAGCAUCAGUGAGCUGGGAAACAUCUGCUCCAGCUUACCUGAAAACAAUAUUAAGCUAAUGGCUAAAGUCACUGACCUGGAGGGCUGGAGCAGAUGGCAGAACCUACGCAUGCUGGGCCUGCCGGAAUCUAUUGAAGGCAGGCGUCCUACUGAAUUUUUUUCCAGUCUGCUUUGUGAGAUCUUCGGGAAGGAGACGCUCCCAUCCCCGCUGGAGAUUGGCAGAGCCCAUCGUUCACUAGCAGCUAAACCAGCCCCAGGACAGAAACUGCACCUGGUCACUCUUCGCCUGCACCGCUACCAGAUUAAAGAUCUCCUGUUUAGAGAGGCCCGGCGGAGAAGGAAGCUAGAAUACCACGGCCAGCAGAUUCGGGUUGUGGAGGACUACUCUCCUGAAGUUUUGAGCCUGCGACCCGAGUACAGAGAAGUAAUGAUGGAGCUAUACAACCGAGAACUCAGGCCUUCCCUACUAUACCCUGCACGGCUCCGUAUCACACUUCCCAGCAGUGACAAGAAGUGGCUACACUCGGUAGACGAAACACGGAUAUACAUCGACAGCCUCCCCACUACAUCGAAUUCUUCAUAA
Molecule: messenger RNA, 807 nt
Organism: Mobula hypostoma (lesser devil ray)
Lineage: Eukaryota; Metazoa; Chordata; Chondrichthyes; Myliobatiformes; Myliobatidae
Gene: cremb
Product: cAMP responsive element modulator b
Exons: 1
Coding region: 1-807 (268 amino acids)
Biological process (GO): retrotransposition
Cellular component (GO): ribonucleoprotein complex
Molecular function (GO): single-stranded RNA binding
Source: RefSeq, a predicted model, not a curated record